UAGUAAACUAAAAUGUAGGGAUAUAAGAUAAGAGGGUGUGAUCGUCUUCCUCUCAUUCAUUCCACAUCUCUGAGCUUUUAGCUUUAAACAUGACCAAUUCAGUUUUCUCCUUCUUCUUCACGGUCUCUCUUUUGCUUCUUCUCGCCGCGGCUUUGGCAACUGCAUCUGCAGGGAACGCCACAAGUGGGUUGAGAUAUGAUGGAUGUGCCCCUGGAGAUACUGUCGGAGGAUGCAUAAUGGCGGCGGUUGAGGGGGACGAAGAGGGAGUUGAAGCGGUGAUGGGGCGGAUUCUGAAACCAACAGUUAUAAGCUACGACGGUCUGCUGGGAGCGGCGGCUUAUAAAUGUAAUAUUGCCGCUAAUUGCCUCAAACAGGUUAAUGGGAAAGACGCAACUUGCACUUACUACAACCUUUGCAAACGCUCAGUUUGAAUUUGUAUUCAUCCUUUUUAUAUAUGUUUGUAAUUUUGUAUAUGUUGCUUUUUACCCUUGAUAAUGUGUUUUUUAUGAUCUUUUGGUCAAGAAAAAAAGAGAGGGGAUGUAACAAUAAUAAGAAAGUCGGUCUUUUGUAACAAAAAAAGAAUAAACAAAUCAUCCAUAAGUUCUGUUAAUAGAUGUUAACAGGGUGUUAAUCAGAGAA
Raphanus sativus (radish) is the source of this 639-nucleotide messenger RNA. Its product is annotated as protein RALF-like 27. NCBI's taxonomy places the organism in Eukaryota, Viridiplantae, Streptophyta, Magnoliopsida, Brassicales, Brassicaceae. The transcript has a single exon. The coding region runs from base 90 to 431 and encodes 113 amino acids. The record is from RefSeq and is a predicted model, not a curated record.